AUGGCUCCAGCGAACUCAGCGAGGAUAGAGGAGGCGAAGGGGUUAACGAAAACAGAUCCGAGGAAAGCAGAGGCUCUGUACAAAGAGAUAAUCUCCAAGCCUCCUUCAGUAACAUCAGACGCCGCUGUACGGGAAUAUGAGACCGCGCUGGUCAGUUUAGGGGAGUUGUAUCGAGAUGAAAAGAAGUCAGAUGAGCUGGUGGAUCUGGUCACCACGAGUCGGACAGUGUUAUCCUCGUUUGCGAAAGCAAAGACAGCAAAGCUUGUCCGACAACUGCUCGAUCUCUUCCAUACGAUCCCCGAUUCCACCGAUACCCAAAUCUCCGUCACGAAGUCGUGCAUCGAAUGGGCCACCUCAGAACGUCGGGGAUUCCUUCGACAAAACCUCGAAACCCGUCUCGUUCAACUCUACAUGACCAAAGCAUCCUACUACGAUGCUCUGACUCUCAUCAACAGUCUGCUGAAAGAAUUGAAGCGUCUGGAUGACAAGCUUGUGCUCGUUGAAGUCCAACUCCUCGAAUCGCGCGUCUAUCAUGCUCUCGGAAACGUAGCUAAAGGUCGCGCUGCUUUGACCAGCGCUCGAACAUCUGCAGCGUCAGUCUAUACACCGCCUCUUCUCCAAGCAGGACUGGAUAUGCAAUCCGGCAAGCUGCAUGCAGAAGACAAGGACUUCAACACCGCCUUCUCUUAUUUCAUCGAAGCUCUGGACGGAUACCACACUCAAGAUGAGCCCGAGAAAGCAACUGCAUCACUCCAAUAUAUGCUCCUCUGCAAAAUCAUGCUCAACCUCGCCGACGACGUCAACCAGCUCAUGACAUCUAAGCAAGCCUUGAAAUACGCCGGAAAGAACCUGGAAGCUAUGAAAGCUGUCGCUCGUGCCCACUCGAAUCGCUCUCUCGAAGAGUACGAGAAAGCCCUUGAUGACUACCGCCACGAACUCGGCAGCGACCCCUUCAUCCGCAACCAUCUCCGCCGUCUCUACGAUGCCAUGCUCGAGCAGAACCUUAUCAAAGUCAUCGAGCCCUUCUCCCGCGUUGAAAUCGAGCAUAUUGCCAAGAUGGUCGGACUCGAUACGCAACAAGUAGAGCGAAAGCUCAGUCAGAUGAUUCUCGACAAGGUGAUUAUUGGGGUUCUGGAUCAGGGUGCAGGAUGUUUGAUUAUCUACGAUGAGACAGAGAGAGAUGAGGGAUACGACUCCGCAUUGGCGACGAUUGAGAAGUUGAGCAGUGUGGUGGAUGUGCUUUAUACCAAUCAAGCUUCUAUGCUUGAAUAG
Messenger RNA from Hyaloscypha bicolor E, 1272 nucleotides. RefSeq names its product PCI-domain-containing protein. The record is from RefSeq and is a predicted model, not a curated record. The coding region runs from base 1 to 1272 and encodes 423 amino acids. Gene Ontology annotation, molecular function: structural molecule activity. The transcript has 3 exons. Gene Ontology annotation, cellular component: proteasome regulatory particle, lid subcomplex. Gene Ontology annotation, biological process: ubiquitin-dependent protein catabolic process. NCBI's taxonomy places the organism in Eukaryota, Fungi, Ascomycota, Leotiomycetes, Helotiales, Hyaloscyphaceae.